Molecule: messenger RNA, 5845 nt
Organism: Mirounga angustirostris (Northern elephant seal)
Lineage: Eukaryota; Metazoa; Chordata; Mammalia; Carnivora; Phocidae
Gene: ZMYM6
Product: zinc finger MYM-type containing 6
Exons: 16
Coding region: 385-4365 (1326 amino acids)
Molecular function (GO): zinc ion binding
Source: RefSeq, a predicted model, not a curated record
GCUGACGCCGUGCGCAUUUCGCCGCAGGGACGCAGUGACAGGGAUUUGCGACUAGCGUUCUCCCCAUCAGAUGCAACGUUGCCGUGUUUGUACUCGGUGACGGGCGCGGAGAUUAUUGGUGGGGACGAGACUUUCGCAGCGAUACCGUACUCGAAGGAGGGAUGAGCACCCGUAGAUUGUUGUAACUGUGGCAAGUGGUCAGAAGUUCUCAUCUCUUCUUCCCACAGGCUUUUGCACCAGUUGCCCAUUUCCUUGCCUGGCUUGACUAUUCGGAUAAGGACAACUUUGGGGAGCUUCCUUUUUGCUUCAGGAGUCCAGCUAUCCUUUACCAAGAAGAACUCUGUUAGUUUUAGACUGGGGAAUUCCUUUACAUAAAAAAUUAGAAUGAAAGAACCUUUGGAUGGUGAAUGUGGCAAAGCAAUGGCACCACAGCAGGGGCUUCUGGACAAAAUUAAAGAAGAACCUGACAAUGCUCAAGAGUACGGACAUGCCCCAAAGCCAAAAACUCAAGAAAGUGAACUGAAAAUCAGUGCUGUGUUUUCAGUCGGUGACAGUCCUCUUGCCCAACAGUUGACCCCAGGCUUUCAGUUUUCUCUUGCAUCAUCUGGCCCAAACAUACUGCUUCCUUCGGUUCCAGCCAUAGCUAUUCAGGUUUUUUGUUCUGGUUGUAAAAAAAUGCUUUAUAAAGGCCAAACUGCAUAUCAUAAGACAGGAUCUACUCAGCUUUUCUGCUCCACGCGGUGCAUCACUGGAUAUUCUUCACCUGUCUGCGUGCCACCUCUUCCCAAGAAAACCUGCACAAACUGUUCAAAAGACAUUUUAAAUCCAAAAGAUGUGAUCACAACCCGAUUUGAAAAUUCUUCUCCUAGCAAAGAUUUCUGCAGCCAAUCAUGUCUUUCUUCUUAUGAGCUAAAGAAAAAACCUGUUGUCACCAUAUAUACCAAUAGCAUUUCAACCAAGUGCAGUAUGUGUCAGAAGAAUGCCGACAUUCGAUUUGAAGUUAAGUAUCAAAAUGUGGUGCAUGGUCUUUGUAGUGAUGCCUGUUUUUCAAAAUUUCACUCCGCCAACAACCUCACCAUGAACUGUUGCGAGAACUGUGGAAGCUACUGCUAUAGUAGCUCUGGCCCGUGCCAGUCCCAGAAGGUUUUUAGUUCAACAAGUGUCACAGCGUAUAAGCAGAAUUCAGCCCAAACUCCUCCAUAUGCCUUGGGGAAAUCAUUGAGGCCCUCAGCUGAAAUGAUUGAGACUACCAAUGACUCAGGAAAAACUGAGCUUUUCUGCUCUAUUAAUUGCUUAUCUGCUUACAGAGUUAAGACAGUUAUUUCUUCAGGUGUCCAGGUUUCAUGUCAUAGUUGUAAAACCUCAGCAAUCCCUCAGUAUCACCUAGCCAUGUCCAAUGGAACCAUAUACAGCUUCUGCAGCUCCAAUUGUGUGGUGGCUUUCCAGAAUGUAUUUAACAAGCCCAAAGGAACAAACUCUUCAGCGGCACCCCCAUCUCAGGGCCAAGUGGUUGUAAGCCCACCGUCUGGGUCAGCAGUGUCAGCUGCAGGAAGUAACGCCUCUGCCGGUUCCGGUUCCGGUCCCACCGGCUCCAUCAGCAGCUCUGCCUCUGCCACAGCCAGUUUCCAGCCUCUUGCUGCCCCAUCCCAAGUUGCUGUAGCUCAGACACUUGUUAAACUCAAGUGUCAACACUGUAGCCAUCUGUUUGCCACAAAACCAGAACUCCUUUUCUACAAGGGUAAAAUGUUUCUGUUUUGUGGCAAGACUUGCUCUGAUGAAUACAAAAAGAAACAUAAAGUUAUGGCAAUGUGUGACUACUGUAAAUUGCAGAAAAUUAUAAAGGAGACUGUCCGAUUCUCAGGGGUUGAUAAGCCAUUCUGUAGUGAAGUUUGCAAAUUCCUCUCUGCCCGUGACUUUGGAGAACGAUGGGGAAAUUACUGUAAGAUGUGCAGUUAUUGCUCACAGACAUCCCCUAAUUUGGUAGAAAAUCGACUGGAGGGCAAGUUAGAAGAGUUUUGUUGUGAAGAUUGCAUGUCCAAAUUUACAGUUUUGUUUUAUCAGAUGGCCAAGUGCGAUGGCUGUAAACGACAGGGUAAGCUAAGUGAGUCCAUAAAAUGGCGAGGAAACAUCAAGCAUUUCUGUAACUUAUUUUGUGUCUUGGAGUUUUGUCAUCGGCAAAUUAUGAAUGACCCUCUUUCACAAAAUAAAGUAAAUAUUUAUAAGGCGCAAACUGCUUCAGUGGAGCUCCCUUCUGCAAGGAAAAAUACAACACCAGUUAUAACCAGUGUGGUGUCAUUGGCAAAAAUAUCUCCUACCCAGCCUACAGGGAACACUAGCAGUGUUUUAAAAGGUGCAGUUACUAAAGACGCAGCAAAGAUCAUCGAAGAUGGAAGCACACAGACAGAUGCCAUGAAACUUCUAUCUUCCCAGUGUUCCAGGCUUUUAAAAAACAAAGCAGUAUUGUGCAAGCCUGUCACACAGACCAAGGCCACCUCUUGCAAACCACAUACACAACACAAGGAAUGUCAGACAGAUUUCCCUGUGCCUAAUGAGAAACAUGAUGCGGAACUUGAGUCUCCACCUGCAAAGAAAAAAAGAAUAGGUUUUUUCCAGACUUAUGAUGCGGAAUAUUUAAAAGUUGGUUUUAUUAUCUGUCCAGGAUCAAAAGAAAGUUCACCAAGGCCACAAUGUGUCAUUUGUGGAGAAAUUUUAUCCACUGAAAACAUGAAGCCAGCAAAUCUUUCUCAUCAUUUAAAGACAAAACAUUCAGAAUUAGAAAACAAACCGGUAGAUUUUUUUGAACAAAAAUCUCUUGAAAUGGAAUGUCAAAAUAGUUCUUUAAAAAAGUGUUUACUAGUUGAAAAGUCACUUGUGAAAGCUUCUUACUUAAUUGCUUUUCAAAUUGCUGCCAGCAAGAAGCCGUUCUCCAUUGCUGAAGAAUUAAUUAAACCAUAUUUAGUAGAGAUGUGUUCAGAAGUUUUGGGUUCAAGUGCUGGAGACAAAAUGAAAACCAUUCCUCUUUCUAAUAAUACGAUUGGACACAGGAUUGAUGAACUGUCUGCAGACAUUGAAGAUCAGCUGAUUCAAAAAGUCAGAAAGUCCAAGUGGUUUGCCCUUCAGGUGGAUGAAUCAUCAGAAAUCUCAAAUAUCACCCUUCUUUUGUGCUAUAUUCGUUUCAUUGAUUAUGAUUGCAGUGAUAUAAAAGAAGAAUUACUGUGUUGCAUUGAAAUGCCCUCUCAAAUAACUGGCUUUGAAAUAUUUGAACUAAUAAGUAAAUACAUUGACAGUAAAUCUCUGAAUUGGAUACAUUGUGUUGGUCUCUGUACAGAUGAGGCUGCAAGCCUGACCGGCAGGGGUUCUGCUUUCAGGGCAAAAAUUCAAGAAAUUGCCACGAAUACAGUGGCAUUUACACACUGUUUUAUUCACCGUGAGCAUUUAGCAGCAGCAAAGUUGUCUCCAUGCUUACAUGAAAUUCUUUUGCAGUCAGCACAAAUUUUAGGUUUUAUAAAGAGCAAUGCAUUGAAUUCACGAAUGUUAACAAUUUUGUGUGAAGACAUGGGGUCUGAGCAUGUGAAUUUACCACUUCAUGCUGAAGUACGUUGGAUAUCGAGAGGGAGAAUUUUAACAAGAUUAUUUGAAUUACGACAUGAAAUUGAAAUUUUUUUAAACCAAAAGCAUUCAGAUUUGGCCAGGUAUUUUCUUGAUGAGGAAUGGGUUGCAAAGUUGGCCUAUUUAUCAGAUAUUUUUUCACUUAUAAAUGAACUCAAUUCAAGUCUCCAAGGAACUAUGACUACUCUCUUCAAUUUGUAUAAUAAAAUGGAUAUAUUUAAGGAAAAGUUAAAAAUGUGGUUGAAGCGCACACAAGAGAAUGAUUAUGACAUGUUCCCUUCAUUUUCCGAAUUCUUAAACUCAUCAGACUUAAAUAUGAGAGGCAUUGCAAGCAUUAUUUCUGAGCACCUAGAAGGACUUUCUCAAAUGUUCCAUGACUGUUAUCCACCAGAAGAAGACUUGCGUUCAGGAAAUUUGUGGAUAAUUAAUCCUUUUAUGAAUCACCAAAAUAGUAAUCUCACGGACUUUGAAGAAGAAAAACUAGUACAGUUAUCUUUAGAUUUGGAAUUACAGUCAGUAUUUAAAUCAAUGUCUGUAACUCAGUUUUGGAUAAAUGCAAAGACAAGUUACCCAGAGCUCCAUGAAAAGGCAAUGAAGUUUUUGUUGCCUUUUUCAACUAUUUAUUUAUGUGAUGCUACAUUUUCCGCUUUGACGGAGUCAAAACAAAGAAAUUUGUUGGUUUCUGGUCCUGCUCUAAGACUUGCGGUCACAUCUUUAAUUCCAAGGAUAGAAAAAUUAGUAAAAGAGAAAGAAUAGUAACAUGGAUCUAUUGCUUAUUAUCAAAGUCUAUAAUUUUGUGUUAAAUUUUCUAUAAGUACCCUAAAAUAUAAUUUCCUAAUGUGGAUAUGUGUUUUCAGUGAUUAAAUAAGUGUUUUUUAGUAAUUUUGCUUUUUGUUGAGGAAUUAAUAAUCAUGCAUUUAUAAAUUGUUAUAUAUAAUUUUAUUAGUCCAAGGUAGAGAAUUUAGCUGUUUGAUCGAUUGAUUGGAUAAUCUGGAUUAGGGACAAAAAUGAGGGUAACAAAAGGCCCGUUUAUAACCUACCGGCACCCCUGGAUGUUGAAACUGCUUGGCCUUUAGAAACACAUGGGACGUCGCAGUCUUCAGCCAGGCAGCCCCCCACCCCAGCAGGCUGUGGGUAGGUACAAAACCAAGAUCCGAGGGCGCCUGGGUGGCUCAGUUGGUUAAGCGACUGCCUUCAGCUCAGGUCAUGAUCCCAGAGUCCUGGGAUCGAGUCCCACAUCGGGCUCCCAGCUCGGCAAAGAGCCUGCUUCUCCCUCUGACCCUAUCCCCUCUCAUGCUGUUUCUCUCUCUCUCUCUCUCAAGUAAAUAAAUAAAAUCUUAAAAAAAAAACAACAACCAAGAUCCGAGCUGCUUGGCUAACCCCGAAAUGGAAGCAGCGGAGAGUUUGAGACCCUUUGUAGGGGUCUCUGUGGCCCUCUCCACCAGGGCUUGGCCAACUUUUUCCAUAAAAGGCCAGAUAGUGUUUUAGGUUCUGCAGGCCGUAUGGUGGCAACUCCUCAGUUCUGCGCUUGCAGCACAAAAGCAGCUGUAGGCAAUACACAGACGAGUGUGGCUGUUUCAAUACAACUUCUUAUUUAUGAACAUUGAAAUAAUACCGUUUUCAUGUGUCAUGAGAGCUGCCUUUAAAUUUUUUUGUAUCAUUAAAAAAUGUAAACAAAUAUUGUUAGCUGGGGAGGGGGAGGAAGUGAAGAAACCAGACAGCUGACUAAAUAAUUUGGCCCACCCUUUGUCCAUCUGGGUGUAGACAGAUCUCCAGGUAAUAGCAGAUGGGCCAGGAGUAGCCUCUAGAGUUUUGUUCCGUGGAAGUCUCUCUUCCGCAGCUGCAAGGGUCUGAGUUUUUAAACACUUUUCACAUUUUAAUUUCAGCUGGGAGAAAUUCGAGGGAAAAUAUAUUUUACACAAAGAUAGAAAAGAACAAUUUAUAGCUACUUGUUACUGAUUACUAAUGAUUUCAUAACUAACUUACAAAUAACUUUUGAGCUCUUACAUGUGCCAGGCAUUGUGCUAGGCCUGUUCUUCAGAACUAAGAGGCUUAUCCGCAUAUACAGAGGCAGAUACUGAGGCCCAUGAGGUUAGGUGGCAGCUCUGCUGGCAAAGCUAGGGAGGCUCAGGCAGGAAGGAAACCCCGGUCUUCUGCGAGGCACGUUCAGAUACUCCUGUUGGACUUGACUCUGUACUGGUUGGGAGACAAGAGACUUACCCUGAAUUCAAAGGGG